AUGCUCUUCGCACUCUCAGGCCUUAUCAUCAGCACCCCAACGGGAAGCACGGCGUACUCCAUGGCCGCAGGAGCCAGCAUGUUGCAUCCAAGCUUGCCAGCUAUUAUGGUGACGCCUAUCAAUCCGCAUUCGCUAAGCUGCCGGCCGCUUGGCCUGCCAGUCGGUAUACGACUGGAAGUUCAGCUUGCCGACGAUGGCCGUUCCAAAUUCGCCAAUGUUGCCUGCGAUGGACGGCCGUGUCGACGACGCCAGAUCGUCCGAGGUGAUUUAGUGUGCGUCACCGCCUCACCAUACCCGGUACCUUGUCUCUGCAGCGAGAAUCAAGUUAGUCUGCCUAAUGUAUCCAGCUACCAAAUAGUCCUGUUUCACUCUCUACAGUUGCGCUCUUAA
This is a messenger RNA of Protopolystoma xenopodis, 390 nucleotides long. The record is from the annotation of a GenBank genome assembly. Lineage: Eukaryota; Metazoa; Platyhelminthes; Monogenea; Polystomatidea; Polystomatidae.